Closterium sp. NIES-67 is the source of this 2675-nucleotide messenger RNA. The record is from the annotation of a GenBank genome assembly. NCBI's taxonomy places the organism in Eukaryota, Viridiplantae, Streptophyta, Zygnematophyceae, Desmidiales, Closteriaceae.
UUCUUUUCCCGUGUGCCACCUUUUUUGGCAUGUUGGCAUGCCAUUGCAUCUUGUCUUGCUUUGCAUCGUUCCCGCUGGCGCAAGGUUCUUGCAAGUGCCUGCUCGUCAACCACCUACAGCUUUACGAACCCGCAAGGAUCCUGUGGGGAGAGUUAUGGCUAAUCGAGAUUCGAAUCUGUGGAGAGUAGUGCUUGGGGCUUUCAUCUCUUCCACUAAUAGCAACUAAUAACCUUGAUUUAGUGUAGUUCCGCCACUGACCAUUAAGGCUAACCCCUGUAAUCUGCUGGGAGUCGCCGAACCAACCAUCACCGUCGUACCUGCUGGUCCGUUUCGGUUUCAGAAGAGCAUCGUCCACUCCAGUCACUCUUCUCGAACUGCUUCGCUUUUCGGCAAUAAAGCAGUCGCCCCGUACGUCCACCUCAGACACGAGCGAUUGAACUUAGGGAGAGGUCGUUUCCUGUCGGUGCUGAGAAUCUGAGCCGCGUCGUGUUACUAAUAGUGUGCACCUCGUGACGAGCUAGAUUGGAGACAGCGAAUUUGGGAGUGGGGGGGGUCAGAUUUAGGGGAAGUGAAGAUUGUAAGGGACUGCUGAUUCCGGGUAGCGUUUUCGGUCCCGAUAAAGGCUCAAUUCUUAAUCUGACGAACCUUCCCGCUUGGCCAAGAACCCAACUCCCUGCUAAGCGGCGCCAUCCUUUCUCCGUCAACCAUGGGUGCCGAGUUCUCGAAACACGUGGAUCGGCUACUGAACGAAGCAGAGACAUACCAGCUAGCGGUGCAGUCGACCUUUUCAGAGUACGCCAAGUUGCCUCCAGGAUGCGUAGCAGUAAUAGGAGGAGGAGGAGGAGGAGGAGGAGGAGGGGAACCAGCCGUGGCGGUUACAAGAGCAGCGACGAAGGAAGGACCAGCGUCCGCUGCGAAGCGAACAGCCCCGGCAGCGGAGGAUGACGUGGGGUCGGUGACUCCCUCCCCUGCUUCUCCUGCGCAGUCUGCUGCUGGAUCGCCGGGGGUGGAGCAGCGGUACCUGCUGGAAGCAGCUCAAGCCGUCAUUAAGAAAGUAUCUGCCAAGAUGGAUUCGCGAGCCAGCCGCCUGUGCCUCCGCCCGCCCACCAAGCGCGACUGCGAGUACGUCCUCUUCCUCUUCCCGUCCCUCGCGGCCUGCUCGUCCCUCUCCCUGCCCCAAUUCGAGACGUUCGUCCGCGCCGUCGUCAAGCGCGUGGCCGUGGACAAGGGCCGGAGACUGCUGCUGUUCGUCGCUGGAGGCGUGAUGGUGGUGCACACGAUCAAGGGGACCAUCCGCAAGCUGCCACUUGUCGGCGCGCCAGUGGCCAUGGUGGUCAGCGCGGUGUUUCCAACGUCGGUUGUGGGCCCGGCUGUGGGGGUAGCGGGGGCGUUGAUGGUGGAAGAGCGGAAGCGGUUGAGGUGAAGACGAAGGGAUGUUUAAGAAACGCUCCGUGAGUCUGGAGGAGGAGAGGGGGGGGGGUAGAUUAGGAGAGCAAAGAAGAGCGAGAGGAGGAGCAGCAGCAGAAGGAGCAGCAGGAAGAGGAGGAGGAGGUGGAGGAGGAUGCUGAGGCUUGAUGCUGAUGGGUGUGUAGGAUGGGGAUGAGGGGGAGGAGAGAGGGCGGGCGGGGGGGCGGAAAAGGGGGGAAGAGAGGCGCGCGGUGAAGGGAAUGACGAUGUGGGCGAAGUGUCGCUGGAGGAGCCAGUUCAGGGACACAAUAAAAAGGGGGAUGGUUGAGAAAUGUGGAAGAAUGAGGGGGUUAACCGGAGGUUUGGAGGCAGUUCAAUUUAUCCGAGACGGUCAAGUGAGCUGUGUGCCGUACACUACUUGUGUGCGUGCACUCCUGGUGCUGUGCCGUGACUGCUUCACCUCGUGGGGGGGUUGGGAAUGAGUGCGUGUCUGUUUGUGUGCCCGUGUCUCCUCGUGUGAGACAGCAAAGGAUGGAGAGGUGGUUUUGCGGUUGGGGCUUUUUCUGAAUGCAUGCUCGUCUCCCACUAUCGUUCGCUUGUUCUCUUACACACUAUCGUUCUCUCUCUUCCUCUCCAGUUCUCAUUCCCUCCCUCACCGACUCCCUCACGUGUCACCUCCCUCCCUCACGUAUCACCUCCCUCCAUCACUUGUCACCUCCCCUCCUGGGUUGUAAUUCAUUGGUGCAUCAGUGUACAUGUGUCAUUUCUGCAUUUGCAUCCGUGCCGCUGAGACCUAUAUCAAGCACCCAGCCCACAUUGUUGGUGAGGGGAGUUUCACACUACACCUUCAGCCGUGUCCCUUCCAGCCAACUAACCACUCAAUCACUUCCAACCAACCACUCUCCAUUCGACUCCAUCACCAGUCACUCCCAUCUGCCGCCUUUCCCCAGCCUCACAGCUCUCUAUGCCGCAUGACAACCAUCUCGCUUGACCAUUUCACUCGACACAUAGAGAUACCUGCUCUUUGCCAGGUCCAAGGAGUGCUCAAGUCCAGCAGCCAGCUGUGUUGACAGCCAAGCUCCCGUCAGUGCCACUGACAGGUUAUCUGUUCAGUUCAGUCUCUUGUCUGACCUGGUCCUGGUCCUACAUGCAUUAGAAUUGACAUUUUUCCUAGAAUGUUCUCGUCGUUGAAUCUAGGGUGCAAAACCCCUUUUUGGACUAGACCAAGCAGCUUCAUCAUGUCAAAUUAUAUACUUAUAUAAUUAUUU